AUGCAAUCGCAGGAAGUACGGCUUCGACUAAGCGAGGAGCAGGUGCAAACUGCAGCUGACCUUCUGGAGCUUGACAAGGAAGAUCUGAAAGAGCUUGGUCUCAACAUGGUUGAACGGAGACGCGUUCUCCGUUGGGCCUGCAGCCCGUCGCCGAUUGACUUCCUGGAGAGUCUGCAGAGUGCGGACGAUUCGCACAGUGCUGAAGGGCGUCCGCUCCAAGCUGCAGAGCAGGCACUCUGCGAUUUGGAGAUGUGGUUCGCCCUUGCUGAUGCAACCUCUUUUCCGGUUAACAUCCGCCAAAUGAAGGAGUCUUUCAAAGAUGAUCCUCACAAAUUCCGGCAUGUGGAAGGCGAUGCAGCAAAGUCUGCUAUGCCUGAGUAUGACGCGAAGGACUUCUGCAUGCAUGCUCGAAGCAUCAGAGAGAACAUGUUGGACGAGCACUUCGACCUGACAGCAGAGCGGAUCCAGGAGAUUUUCUUGCGUGUCUCCAGCGGGAACGAGAUUCGCACUCCUGAAGAGCUUCUCGAAGGUUUGAGCAAGGUCGGCAUAAACUGCCAAGAUGUCGCGCGUGUGGCCGCACCAUUUCGCCUCAUCAUGGGCCAAAGAAGCAACCGAGGCUUGCAGCCCAUGGAACUGGACGUGAUUCUUUCUAGAUUGAAGCUGGCACAACUUUUGGGGCGCGGAGAAGGCAGCGUCAGUUGGAGUGUUUCCUCUGGUCGAUUCACUGUCGUGGACUACAACAUGCACAGAGCUGCAGUGCAGGAUCUGUUCGGUGAGAAGUUGCUCAGAUUCUUCUUCGGCCAUCGAGCUCAGCAUCCCUCCCCUGACGCUAUUCACCGUUGGAUUCACAUGCGGGGUUGUCACCUUAUAUUGCUGAUGACCCUGAUGGUAAAGUACCGGCUUUCUCCACUUGGCGUGGAGGAUAUUAUUGAGCAAGGCCCAACGAAAGUCGGCGAGCAUGGCAACAACAUCUUUGUUACACUGGACUGGUUGCAAGUCGACCCUGCGUCAUCAAGACAGCGGGACAUAUUUGACGGCUCUGGCCCGGUGCAAAUCAGCUGCUCGUACGUGACUCUCAUAAUUUCUGCACCACAUCGUGCAGACACGUU
This is a messenger RNA of Symbiodinium necroappetens, 1109 nucleotides long. The record is from the annotation of a GenBank genome assembly. Lineage: Eukaryota; Dinophyceae; Suessiales; Symbiodiniaceae.